Messenger RNA from Bemisia tabaci, 1824 nucleotides. RefSeq names its product thioredoxin-related transmembrane protein 2 homolog. The record is from RefSeq and is a predicted model, not a curated record. Gene Ontology annotation, molecular function: disulfide oxidoreductase activity. Lineage: Eukaryota; Metazoa; Arthropoda; Insecta; Hemiptera; Aleyrodidae. Gene Ontology annotation, cellular component: membrane-bounded organelle.
AUUAUCACCUCUCAGCCGAUAUGAAAAUCGGGCAGUUCAAGUAAUCUGAAGUAUACUCUUCUCUAGUAAAUCAUUUAAUUAACAUUAUUCGGGAAUUAAGAAGUUAGAAUAAGCAAGUAGGAUACAUAAUAUAUUUGAACGCCCAUUUUCUAGUGUCCGAAGUGACGUGCUCUACUUUCACAGCAUCCUGUAAUUGUGAUGUGUUCGUUCUGAAACAAAAUUCCUCAAAAUGUUUAAAGAUAUCUUAAAAGACUUGAAAACCCUUCUUAAACCCUAUUAUUGGGUAAAUAUUAUACUCAGUUUAUCUUACAUUUGUGCCAAGAAAUUUCCUUUGAUCUGCAACUUUACUUUCCCUCAUUCUGAUUCAAGAUGCGAACUGGAUUCGAAAGAGGGAGAAAUUUUGCUUUUCUUGGCGAUAGUCGUAAUGAUACGUACACGUAGGGCUGGUAGUGUGUCCAUGAUAAACUAUUUAUCCCUGAGUUUUAUGUACACAAAAGCAGUGAACACGGUUUUGUGGUUUUAUGCAGAUUUUCGACUGGGCAUACUGUUUGUCGUUCUUUUCAUUUUGGUUGCAGUCUUCUUGCCUGAACCAACUUACUCUGGGCCUGACUAUGUGAAUUAUUUCCGUGCAUUGCACAAUUUAGAGGAAGAAUUGGAAAGAGACAAACAAGUUACGUGGUUAAUUUGCUUCUACACUGCAUGGAAUCCUUCUUGUGUUAAUUUUGCGCCGAUAUUUGCUCAGUUAUCAUCGCAGUAUUGUUUGGAAAAUUUGAAGUUUGGCAAAAUUGACAUCGGCCGAUAUCCGGAUGCUGCAAAGAAAUUUAACAUCAAUGAUUCAUCACUUAGUACGCAGUUGCCAACUUUGAUAUUAUUCAAAGAAGGGAAAGAAGUCAUCAGGCGGCCUGCAUAUGACACGAAAGGAAAAAUUCAGAAAUUCUUUUUCACUGAAGACAAUGUGAAGGCGUCUUAUGAUUUGAACAACUUGUAUGAAGAAUGCAAGAAAGUUUUGAGUACGAAGAAAGUGAAAGCCGGUACUACAUCUGACUCCAAAAACAAAAAAGAUUAAGUAUGUCAUUCCUUCAGGCCUGUCGCAAGGGCCUGUACCUAAUGUGGGGGCCCAAGUAGUACGAAAUUGUAUACGUUGCUGAAAUUCCCCACAUCUCCCCCUCUCUCUCUACUGGGAAAAAUGAAUCAAAUAUACUCAUGGAAAAUCCCUCUUCUCUCCUGAAACAGUUAUACAUGUUCAGGAUUCCCUGCUUAUUUUUUUUCGGCGUCUUUGCAUGCUUAGAAAGGAAGGAAGAAAAGAAAGAGAUAGAGUAUGGAAGUGCCUACUCACACUCUACAUAUCAUGAGAUUUACCUUUUUCAAGUUAUUAUCAAAAUGGCGAAUGUUGGAAAAACUGGCAACUGGAGUGAAAGUGCUAUGCAUACUCAUGGAAUUUAUUUCCUAGUUUUUUAGUAUAAUUUUGGGAAGUAUAUUCACAGGGUGUCUACAAGUCCUGAAAUAGUACUGAUUUUUUAAAGGCGGUCUGGAAGUACUGUAAAAGUGCGGAAAUUCCGUUAAAAGGUCUGGAAUUUUAUCAUUUUUUUGUCGUUUCUGUUGUAAUUUUAGCGAGAAACUUAUAUUUUUUAAAAUUUGUCGAAUUUUGUCAAUUGGCGGUAUGUACUGAAAAAGCACUGAAUUUUUCCGCUGAAGAGGUACUGAAUUCCUUGGGAAUGUACUGAAAAAGCACUGUAAAAUUACUGAUGUCUGGCUAACCUGUUUUAGUAGACACCCUGAUUCAGAACCCUCUUAGGAUUUGGUAAAGGGGACAGAGAUAAUUGC